AUGUCCCCCACCCCCGACACCCUCACCGAGCGCCUGCAGGAGCUGAGCGUCGCCCAGGCCGAGGCCCGGCAGCUGGUCAACGAGCUGAUGGCCCAGGACCCGCACUCGCGCGCGGACGAGGCCAACGAGGCCAUCCUCAAGCACAACCCCCGGCGCUUCGUCCUCUUCCCCAUCGAGUACCAUGAGAUUUGGCAGAUGUACAAGAAGGCCGAGGCCUCCUUCUGGACCGCCGAGGAGGUGGACCUCUCCCGCGACCUGGACGACUGGAACAACAAGCUGACCGCCAACGAGCGGUACUUCAUCUCCCAUGUGCUGGCGUUCUUCGCCGCGUCGGAUGGCAUUGUCAAUGAGAAUCUGGUCAACCGGUUCUCCUCGGAGGUGCAGAUCGCCGAGGCCCGGUGCUUCUACGGCUUCCAGAUCGCCAUCGAGAACAUCCACAGCGAGAUGUACUCGCUGCUGAUUGACACCUAUGUGCGGGAUGUGGCCGAGCGCGACCACCUCUUCGGCGCCAUCGAGACCAUCCCCUGCGUCAAGAAGAAGGCCGACUGGGCCAUGCGCUGGAUCGAGGACGAGUCGUCCACCUUCGCCACGCGCCUGGUGGCCUUCGCCGCCGUGGAGGGCAUUUUCUUCUCCGGCUCCUUCGCCGCCAUCUUCUGGCUGAAGAAGCGCGGCCUCAUGCCCGGGCUGACCUUCAGCAAUGAGCUCAUCUCCCGUGACGAGGGGCUCCACUGCGACUUCGCGUGCCUGCUCUUCUCGCACCUGAACUCCCGGCCCAGCGUGGCCACCAUCACCGCCCUCAUCAGCGAGGCGGUGGUCAUCGAGAAGGAGUUCCUCACCGAGGCCCUGCCCGUUCGCCUGAUCGGCAUGAACGGCGACCUCAUGUGCCAGUACAUCGAGUUUGUGGCCGACCGCCUGCUGGUGGAGCUCGGCUGCCCGAAGGUCUACAACGCGGAGAACCCCUUCGACUUCAUGGACAUGAUCAGUCUCCAGGGCAAGACCAACUUCUUCGAGAAGCGCGUCGGUGACUACCAGAAGGCCGGCGUCAUGCACAGCUCCAAGGAGGACACCGAGUUCACCCUGGACGCGGACUUCUAA
Messenger RNA from Fonticula alba, 1095 nucleotides. Its product is annotated as ribonucleoside-diphosphate reductase small chain. NCBI's taxonomy places the organism in Eukaryota, Rotosphaerida, Fonticulaceae. Gene Ontology annotation, biological process: deoxyribonucleotide biosynthetic process. The record is from RefSeq and is a predicted model, not a curated record. The transcript has a single exon. The coding region runs from base 1 to 1095 and encodes 364 amino acids. Gene Ontology annotation, molecular function: oxidoreductase activity.